This is a messenger RNA of Carassius auratus (goldfish), 1404 nucleotides long. Its product is annotated as la-related protein 7. The record is from RefSeq and is a predicted model, not a curated record. Gene Ontology annotation, cellular component: ribonucleoprotein complex; nucleus. Lineage: Eukaryota; Metazoa; Chordata; Actinopteri; Cypriniformes; Cyprinidae. Bases 212 to 1246 code for a protein of 344 amino acids. The transcript is spliced from 7 exons. Gene Ontology annotation, biological process: RNA processing. Gene Ontology annotation, molecular function: RNA binding.
GAAGUAGGAACUUCGCGCAUAUGAAUUGAUUUUGUGCUACUGUCGAACAUACAACAAAGGUACAACACUUAAGAUUUUUGUGUCGCCGUCUUCCAUCUGUGUUUAAGUAAAAUUCUUUUUUCAAAGUCAUUAUCAGUGUCUGUGUCCAUGGUAGUUUAAAUCGAUUAUAUUUAAGUUAAUUUAGAAGGGGACAAGUUAAAGCCAUAGCAAUAUGAUAGACACAGAGAAGAUUUCCUCAGGAGUGGAUGCCGCCUGUUCAAACAAGAGUGAGAAGAAAGAGAACGAAAAAAAGAAGAGAUCUCGGGUGAAACAGCUGCUGGCUGAAGUGAAGAAGCAGGUGGAAUUCUGGUUUGGUGAUGUAAAUCUUCACAAGGACAGAUUCAUGAAGAAUGUCAUCGAACAGUCACGAGAUGGAUAUGUUGACAUAUCCAUGCUGGCAUCAUUCAACCGAAUGAAAAAAUUGACUUCAGAUGUCAAAUUGAUAGCCAGGGCUCUUAAAAAUUCAGCAACAGUGGAGGUAAAUCUUCAGGGAACACAUGUUCGACGUAAGGAUCCACUUGGUGAAAGCCCAAAAGAUGUGGACAACCGCACAGUUUAUGUGGAGUUGUUGCCAAAGUCAGUGACUCAUGUUUGGCUGGAAAGAGUGUUUAGCAAGUGUGGAAAUGUAGUUUAUGUUAGCCUCCCCAGGUACAAGUCCACAGGACACCCUAAAGGGUUUGCGUUUGUGGAAUUUGAGACAGAGGAACAAGCACAAAAGGCUAUUGAGAUGCUGAAUAAUCCUCCAGAAGAUGCUCCAAGAAAGCCAGGCAUCUUCCCUAAGACUUGUAAGAAAAAGAUUAUACCUUUUGAAGCUAUCCAAGACACACAAGGUUAUGAGGAGGAUGGCAAGAAAAAGAAGAAAAAAAGGUCUCAAAAUGAUCUCAGUAACAGUGCCUGUGAAGAAAUUAUUGUAAAUAAAAUGGACAGAGAAGGAAUGUCUGGGACUGCAGUUACCAAUGAGCCAAAGAAACAAUCAUCAGAUGAAUCUAAAAUGGAAAACCCUGCAAUACUAGUCAGCAGUGCAAGCAAGAAUGUUGAGAAGAAAAGACAAAGAUCCUGCAGUUCUGAGGCGUUAGUUGGAGAAGUCCAAGAUGAGAUGCAGUCCAAAAUAAGAAAAGUAGAAGAGGAGGAAUACAAGGAGAGUGAGAUGAAAGGUAGAUUUAAUUUAUUCAUUUAUUUUUUAUUUUUCAUGAUAUUUGCCAAGUAAGGUAACUCAUGCUUGGAAUUGGUGCUGUGCAUUUCACCCAUCCAAGUGCACACACAUAGUAGGGAGUAGGGGAACACACACACACCUGGAGCAGUGGGCACCUUCCAGUGCCAGGGAGUAACUGGGGGUAAAUUUAUAUUUAAUAUUUGAAAAUAAAU